This is a messenger RNA of Panonychus citri (citrus red mite), 2551 nucleotides long. It is a transcript of the gene Ns4, whose product is annotated as guanine nucleotide-binding protein-like 1. The transcript has 3 exons. The record is from RefSeq and is a predicted model, not a curated record. The coding region runs from base 417 to 2192 and encodes 591 amino acids. Gene Ontology annotation, molecular function: GTPase activity; GTP binding. Lineage: Eukaryota; Metazoa; Arthropoda; Arachnida; Trombidiformes; Tetranychidae.
UUUCUUCUGCUUCUUGAUUGAUUUAAUUAAAAUAUUUUCUUUAACGUGACAGUCAUUUAUUAAUCUUAUUAAAAGAUUUUACAAUUAAUCUGUUUCCAAUUUAUUCCAAUCAAUUGAUUGCAACAAAAUCUCUUCAAAUCAAUCCCUUUAUGGUUAAGACUUGAUCUUUGUUUAUCUUUGCAUGUGUUUACUUUUUCCUCCUCCUUCAUUCAUUGAAUUUAAUUUUUAUUCAUCAUAUUAAUUAAAUGAGUGAUUUAGUCUUUCGUUGGCCUUUGUGAUUGUAUUGAAUCAAUUUGCUUCCUUUCAUUUGUGGACCGGUUAUUUGAUUCUCUAUUUGGAAAAUAUUUUAUUCAUAGAGAGUAUAUAAAAGAACCUGAAUUUGCGGCCAUUUUGUUGACCAUCUCAUUGAUGACAUCAUGCCUCAAGUAGGACGGAAGAAGCCCUUUAGUGCCAAACAAAAGAAGCAACAAUUAAAGGCUAAAAGGGAAAGGAAAAGACGUAAAUCUGAUUCAAGCGACAGUGAUGAUGAGACUUUUGCUAAUCAAGGUGGAGAUGAGAAUUGUCAAGUUGAAGCUGGACAAUUAAAUUCUGAGGGGAUCAUGAGAAUCAAUUACCAGAAGAAAAGUAAUCCAUCUAUUAAUGCAAAUCGAUAUGCUCUUACCUUUUAUCGUGAAACUGAUGCGGAAAUAGAAGAGAGAAAGUCUCAAUCAAGGUUACCCAUCAAAAUGGCCUCUCCCGACGAGCUUGAGAUUGAAGAACAAGAAAUUUUCUUAUCCGAUGAUUUGGCCUUUCCCAAAAGGCCAGUUCGAGACUACAACCUGACCAAAGAAGAGUUGGACACAAUUGAAUUUGAAUAUUUUCGCAAAUAUUUGGAAAAACUGGAAACUCAAUUUGGUUCCCUUUCCAAGUUGAGUUAUUUCGAAAUGAAUUUGGAAACAUGGAGACAAUUGUGGCGAGUAAUCGAGAUGUCGGAUGUCGUUCUAACCAUUGCUGACAUAAAACAUCCAACUUAUCAUUUUCCACCUUCUCUGUACAAUUAUGUGGUUCAUGAGCUGAACAAAGAGAUGAUUCUGGUUCUUAACAAGGUCGAUCUGGUUGAAGCUCCUUUGGUUCUCGCUUGGUUACAUUAUUUUCAAGUCAAAUUUCCAAAACUUCAUGUUAUUCCGUUCGCGUCUUAUGCUGGAAUGAAGGUGAAAGAACGGGGUAAACAUAAAGGUCGUCGAUAUGGUAAAUUCAAAAUGGCCGCUGAAGGGUCAAGAAGAUUACUUAAAGUUUUACAAGAUAUUGUUGGUGAUAAAGUUGACCUGGCAAGUUGGUCAAACAAAAUUGAUGAUGAGCUUCUAAGUGAAGAGAGACGAAACUCAGAACUGGAUUCUGACGAUGAAGCAGUCGAGGAAGAGUUGAGUGCUUUUCAAAUCGCAACAAAUGUCAAUGUCGAUCAUUCAGAUUAUCGUUACUAUGAAUGGAAAAAAUAUGAAUCUGGAGUACUAACCAUCGGAAUGGUUGGACAUCCAAAUGUCGGUAAAAGCUCCCUGAUGAAUGCAAUUAUGGGCAAAAAGGUGGUCAGUGUCUCACGAACUCCAGGACACACUAAACACUUUCAGACCAUUUAUCUUACCGAUAAUGUUAAACUGUGUGAUUGUCCUGGUCUGGUUUUUCCAAGUCGAGCACCGAAACAAAUGCAAGUGCUGAUGGGGUGUUUUCCAGUAUCACAAUUGCGUGAACCUUAUUCAGUCAUUCAGUUUUUAGCUGCGAGAAUCAAUAUCCCGAUGAUAUUGAGAUUGAAGAAAAUUGACCCCGAAUCGUCUGGUCAACACUGGACAGCCUUCGAUAUCUGUGAAUCUUGGGCUGUACUUCGAGGCUAUCAAACCGCUAAAACCGGUCGACCUGAUGUCUAUCGAGCUGCUAAUCACUUGUUAAGAUUAACCUUAGACGGUCGAACCUUGUGCCUGACCUUCUAUCCACCCAAUUAUUUUAAAAAUCGUGAAAAUUUCGUUAAAGAUGCCGACGUUAGUAGAAUCCGGUUUAUUCAAUGUGAAACGAGUGGUGAUGUUAAUCAGAAAGGAUCUGAAGGUGGAGAUGAAAAAGGAACCAGUGAUGAAGAUUCUAGUGAAGAGACGGAAGAUGGAGAAAGACGAUCAUCGCUCCUACGAACAACUAAUCGAUUCGCUCUUCUUAAUGAUGAAGAUUGAUAGUUAAUUAUACAAUUUACUGAAUGCAACGAACCAACGAUUCAUCAACCCAAUGCAUUUAUCAAAAUGCUUCUUCCAGUCUACAUGUGUUCAAAUUAGCCUUCGCUUAGCCAUCGCUUAGCUUGUCUGGAAUCUUUAAAACAACAAUCAUAUGAUAAAAUUUAUAUUUAACCUUUGACCCAAUUUCUAAACCAGUUAAUUAAUGAAUCAACAUGAUAGUAUUCAAAUGAAAUCUGAAGAGAAAAAGUCUAACAUGUAUAAUGAUCUCGUAAAAAGAUUCACCUUUUGAGCCAUGUAACCAUUCAUACGAAUGUUAAACAAAGUAUUUUAUUGAUAAAAAUGUAACCUUUAAAUCGUAA